Fusarium keratoplasticum is the source of this 585-nucleotide messenger RNA. RefSeq lists its product as uncharacterized. Gene Ontology annotation, molecular function: glutaminyl-tRNA synthase (glutamine-hydrolyzing) activity. Gene Ontology annotation, biological process: glutaminyl-tRNAGln biosynthesis via transamidation; regulation of translational fidelity. Lineage: Eukaryota; Fungi; Ascomycota; Sordariomycetes; Hypocreales; Nectriaceae. The record is from RefSeq and is a predicted model, not a curated record. The transcript has a single exon. Bases 1 to 585 code for a protein of 194 amino acids.
AUGGCGCUCUGCUCAUCUUGCCGUCUCGCCCUCCGGCGUGCCAUCACCACACGAUCUAUAAACUCAGCGACAACUCGCACCUUGACGACAAAUUCAAGCUCGAAAUCAACUGCCGCCUCCAUCCUUGAGAAGCCCACCUGGUCAGUUCGCAGUCUUCUCCCCUCAUCACCCUCGUCGGCACCGGCAGAGACCAUCACACCCGCCCAGCUCCACCAUCUCCUCCGUCUAUCGGCCCUCCCUCUACCCCCAACACCAGCCGACGAAGCUGCCAUGAUCAACACGCUCCAGAGCCAGCUGCAAUUCGUCCGCGCCGUGCAGCGAGUCGACACCAGUGGUGUAGAGCCCCUACGUGCCAUCCGCGACGAGACAGACGCAGCCCACAGCGAAGCCACCAUAGGACUCGCCGACCUGGACGAGGCGCUGAGCAGCGAGGUCCUCGUGGGCCAUUACCAGCGCGCGAGGAGGGUCAGGGACAAGGUCGAGUCGGAAGCCGAGAGGUGGGAUGCUCUGGGUACUGCGGGCAGGACGGCAGGAAGAUAUUUUGUUGUCGAGAGUGGGAAGAAGGACGUUGAGGGCAUAGAAUGA